AGCACAGGGGAGGACCCGUCUGCCCUGAUUUCGCAUGUCGUCAUCAAGUCUCUAUGUGAGACGUUAUGCAGUACCUGAUUUAUCGCUGUGCCAGGCGCGGGUCGUCCCGGAUUGGGCCCUUAGAGAUGGUACCCGUAGAUUACCGUCGAAUUUAUCUCGCAGCCUCCCGUCCGCAGCGUACCAUCAUAAUCUCUUAAUCUUGGUCGUCCUUACAAUUUCUUCAGUCCUUUGCGACGUCCUGGAGGAGCAAUUGACACCCACUGCUCGGGUUACAUACCAUGCUUUUCCGCGUCUUGUUCUUUAUACCAGCGCUUCUGUUUUUCAGUGGUACUCUUGGCCUUCAGCAGGCAAGGAAACACGAUGAUGAUCUACCAGCGCAACCGUCAGGCUCGAGGUAAAAGCCUGGAUAUCCGUCCUUCUCCAAUACCGACCGUUGACACUCAUCCAGGCUUCCUCACCUGAAGCCGUUGUCCCUUGAGCAGGCAACGGCGAUGAAAAGCCUUGCCCAAACAUAUCUGGCCACCAUGGAGGACCUGGGCGUCGAAACCUGGUUGAUGCAUAGCACGCUGCUCGGGUGGUGGCGGGACAAGCGCGUGCUACCCGGAGACCUGAACAUCAGCGUACAGGUCUCAGAACUCGGCAUAUUCUUCCUCGCCGCAUACUACAACAUGUCCACGUUCUACUUCAAGAACCCCGACCUGCCAAAUGGCCGUAAAUACCUGCUGCAACUGAGCCGGCAUGCCAGGGACCGCGAUCCGCCCGAGGGGCUGGAUCCAGUCGACGCACGGUGGACCGACAUCGAGACUGGUCUCUCCAUCGACGUGUACGCAGUCCGGUAUAAUCUGACCCACCCCGGAGGCGAGGGCAUGCUGAGCUGCAAGGACGGCAGUGAAAUCCGGGAUACGUAUCUCUUCCCGCUGCAGAAGACGACCUUCGAAGGAGUUCCGGCCAGGAUUCCGUAUCGGUCCCGGGAGCUACUAGUCGCGGAGUACGGGGUGACGGCGUUGGAUGAAGCCGGACAAGAGUAAGGCGCACCCUCGUGGAUGCUUCACCCGCCAACUUCAGCUAACCCUCUCUGGCCGAAGCCUCCGGUUUGACGAGGACGGAACACAGGUGACGCUGAAGGGAGAAUUGUAUGCUUAAUCCCGCGAGGACAGCAAGGCGUUAGCGUUAAUGCAAUAAAUACCUGGCUCUGUAGUUUCAGUGCCCUAUUUUUGACCUGGGCAAGGCCGGGAGCGAUCCGGCUUGGCAGUCGG
Messenger RNA from Thermothielavioides terrestris NRRL 8126, 1256 nucleotides. RefSeq lists its product as uncharacterized. The transcript is spliced from 4 exons. The coding region runs from base 525 to 1028 and encodes 167 amino acids. NCBI's taxonomy places the organism in Eukaryota, Fungi, Ascomycota, Sordariomycetes, Sordariales, Chaetomiaceae. The record is from RefSeq and is a predicted model, not a curated record.